Messenger RNA from Euleptes europaea (tarantolino), 1113 nucleotides. It is a transcript of the gene TSPAN9, whose product is annotated as tetraspanin 9. The transcript is spliced from 7 exons. NCBI's taxonomy places the organism in Eukaryota, Metazoa, Chordata, Lepidosauria, Squamata, Sphaerodactylidae. The record is from RefSeq and is a predicted model, not a curated record. Gene Ontology annotation, cellular component: membrane. The coding region runs from base 26 to 1048 and encodes 340 amino acids.
CCUGACCACUGUGCAAAUAGAGACCAUGGAGAAAUCAAGUAGCGAGGAUUCCUCCAUUCACCAGAGUCCAUCUUUGGAUAGCAAGGACUCCGACUUCGCAAAGCCUUCUACCUCGAGCAGGCAGUUCGGCCGAGGCUUCACUGCCGGAGCUUUCUACGGUACUGCUGGAUCGCGCAAGCAGAGCCCCAAUGCAGCCGGAGCUGGGACUGCCGCCGGGACUGGCGUAAAAAGUGGCAAGUGCCGUGCACCCAAAGGCAGCAAAUACGUGGUCUUUUACCUGGAUCUAUCCUUUGUUUUCCUUCUAGAAUUUCAGAAGUGCAGCAUGGCAAGAGGCUGCUUGUGUUGUUUGAAAUACAUGAUGUUCCUUUUCAAUUUAAUAUUUUGGCUAUGUGGCUGUGGCCUCCUGGGGGUCGGAAUAUGGCUGUCGGUGUCGCAAGGAAACUUUGCCACGUUCUCUCCCAGCUUCCCGUCACUGUCAGCGGCCAACCUGGUCAUUGCUCUUGGUGCUAUCAUCAUGGUGACGGGCUUCUUGGGCUGUUUGGGUGCUAUCAAGGAAAACAAGUGCCUCCUCCUCAGUUUCUUCAUUGUUUUGCUGAUCAUCCUCCUGGCUGAGCUAAUAUUGCUCAUUUUGUUCUUCGUUUAUAUGGACAAGGUCAGUGAAAAUGCAAAGGAGGAUUUGAAAGAAGGGCUCAAGCUGUAUAACACAGACAAUAAUGUUGGACUGAAGAAUGCUUGGAAUAUCAUUCAGGCAGAGAUGCACUGCUGUGGUGUUACUAGUUAUACAGACUGGUACCCAGUGCUGGGGGAGAACACCGUCCCUGACAGAUGCUGUAUGGAAAAUUCCCAAGACUGCGGUCGGAAUUCUACCAACACAAACUUAGUGUGGAAAAUGGGCUGUUUUGAAAAAGUUAAGAUGUGGUUUGAUGAUAAUAAGCACAUUUUUGGGACCGUUGGGAUGUGUAUCCUCAUAAUGCAGAUACUUGGCAUGGCCUUUUCCAUGAUUCUCUUCCAGCAGAUUCACAGAACUGGUAAAAAAUAUGAUGCCUAAAACAUCAUAUUAUUAACUGCAACAACACUUCUCUCUUGCCGUUAAAAAGGAAGCGGUGAACAAGA